Amorphotheca resinae ATCC 22711 is the source of this 1744-nucleotide messenger RNA. RefSeq lists its product as hypothetical. Lineage: Eukaryota; Fungi; Ascomycota; Leotiomycetes; Helotiales; Amorphothecaceae. Gene Ontology annotation, molecular function: protein-cysteine S-palmitoyltransferase activity. Gene Ontology annotation, cellular component: endoplasmic reticulum; Golgi apparatus. The coding region runs from base 104 to 1513 and encodes 469 amino acids. The transcript has 3 exons. Gene Ontology annotation, biological process: protein targeting to membrane; peptidyl-L-cysteine S-palmitoylation. The record is from RefSeq and is a predicted model, not a curated record.
GAUUCUGUGGCUAACUAUUACAGUAAAUUAUCUCCUUAGGAAACGUCACGACCAUGGCGCUGCAAUUCCAAUUCUCGUUGUGUAUUUCAUCCUGUUCAUACUUAUGACAACAUCUUUUCUACGACUAGUCCACAUAACCAUCUUCGAUCCUCCCUAUGUACCAUUACCGCCGCCGACACCUCCAUAUGCAGGCCCGAACGAACCAAACAGUAGUUCGUACUGGGCUGCACAAACAAAGGAUGUGUUUACCUGCUCAAUGGACGGAAGACCAAGUUGGUGCAAUACUUGUGGAAACUGGAAACCUGAUCGUGCACACCAUUGCAGUAGCUCGGGACGCUGCAUAUUCAAGAUGGACCACUUCUGCCCUUGGGUUGGAGGACCUAUUGGAGAGAACAAUUUCAAAUUUUUCAUUCAAUUCACUGGAUACACGGCAUUGUAUUGCAUUCACCUCUUGGUUGUAAUGGCAAUCUACAUUCACCAGCAGAAAGUCACAGAGGGCGAAAGCGUCAACCCACAAUUCGCGGUGAUUUUAGGACUUGCUGCAUUCUUCGGAUUAUUUACAGGAAGCAUGUUUAGUACGGGUAUCGGCAUGGCCAUGACCAAUCUAACACAGGUUGAAAAACUUGGCCACAAGACCAAGGUUCACACUUUGGCAGUGCUCAAGCCCUUGCCAGAAGAACUUCUUCGUACUGGACAGUAUACUGUUUCUCAGUUUCCUUAUCCAGAGAUCAUAUAUCCUUUGGAAAUUGGCUACGCUCUACGUGCCGACAGUUGCGAGGUUCUCCCGCAAACCAAUACGGAUAAACCCUUGCCAGACACAAAGCGAACCGCCGCUCUGCAACAAUCUCAAACUCUGCAGGAGAAAUCAACGCACCCUAUGCCCGGGUUAUCUCCAGGCCCGGGAGAUGAUAGCUCGGUAUCUGUACGUUCACCAGGACACUUAGGAGAACGCUCAAAAAAGACUGUAGUGGCCCCAACAGGAGACAAUGUGGAGCAAGCAGCACUAUCAAGGGUUUCGUCAGAGCUCCGACAAAGAAAGGAAUUCGAAAUCGAGGCUAGCAGGAGACCUAGAAAAGCCCUAUCAGCUAGUGAGCUCAAGGCCGUACGACUUUUUGCUAUCCUAAGACUGAAUCCCGGUGAUAAUCCAUGGGACUUAGGGUCUUAUCUUCUAAAUUUUGAAACGGUCAUGGGUGAGAAUGUUUUUGAUUGGUUUUUACCUUUCAGAAGAAGUCCAUGCUGUAAUCACGAGGAUCCAGAAAGCUAUUAUCGCAUAGGCCCAGUGGUGAAACUUGCUAGAGCAAAAGCCUUCUCUAUGGAUGCGAAGGACCCAGGUGCAAAGGUCAACCCUAAAAUGUCUGAACGCUAUCAGAAUGAUGCAGAAGCUGGAUGUCCAGGACGAGAACCUACAGAAGGACAUAGCCUCCUCAGCAAUCACGAACACGCCAUUAGCCCAAACGCUCAAAUUGAGAUGAACAAUCUCAGCGGUUAUCCGCCACAACAGCAGCCAGGAUGAAAGCAAUAUGUACAUUAAAUAUCCUUUUCCCGGAAGGUCUCGAGAGCGGAUAAUCUUGAGACCCCGCCUUCUUAUUGGUUUAUUUUCAUUGGAAGAGAGCGGUUUUCUGCCGCGCCUUCAAUAUGGGUAGAGCGGCGUUUUGGUUCAAGGAAAGCUGCCACAGCACAUGAGCUUUGUUCACAACAAGGGGCUGGUAUGACCUCACGGGAGCGUGGCAUAUGGACAGGGUAA